GCAAGAGCUUUAGCAGUACCUACUACCUAACGUGUCUCACCCAAAUCUUUAGCGUGGUUUGGCAUGGAGGCGCAAUUGAAUGAGGACUAGCGUCCUUUUUGGAGGAAUUCCGGGAUACAUAGUACUUACGGCGAAGCUUUGGAGUUGGGGAAGCCACUGGCCAGGAAGCUGGAAGCUUGCACAUUCACCAACAGUGACCAACUAAACUUGGACCUAAAAACGUCAUUUUGAUCGUCGAGGGGGGGAAAUAUCUGUCCGUCUUUGUAUCAAAAGAAAAGACACGAUUGACAUUCCUGAAUAUUUUAUAUACAUUCACACUCUCACACUCACAUACUUUCACUCAACAUUGAACACACGUACUCUUUACCUAAACCCACUUUUCUUCUAUUUAUUCUCUCUUCUCAUUGCUGUAUUGCUGUAUUGCUGUUAAUCCUUAAUCCUUGAAUAUGUUAUACUGACGUCCCCCGAGUCAUCAAGUCCUCAUUCAUCAUACACCCAUUUUAACCACCUCUCUCUGUCUCUUCAAUUCUUUACCAAUUAGUGCCGAAAUUUACGGUACCCGAAUUAUCAUUUAGUACAUCAUGUCGGACGCCGGAGAAAGCGGGCACAAGAGGUCCAAGUCCACGGCCCUUUCUCUACUCCGGCGUAGAGAUAGGGAAAAGGACAAGGAUAUCCGUAAUGAUGACGAUGCCAUAUCCGAAGAUGGAUCGCAAGCUUCUGGCCUUGCCUCACUUCCAACCACGAGUACCUCCGCUCCUGCUGUUGCCAUGUCUCAUCAGCAAUCCGUUAAGAAAAGUCAAAGAAUGUCAGUCAGCAGCCGUAUCACCUCCCGCGAACCCGGCGCUUCAACCUCGAUUCGAUCCAAUACCUCUGCGGUUGAAAAGGGCUCGACCCUCGAACAAUCCGUUCGCAAAUUUCGAAUCGUCGAGGCCUUACGAAGUGGCAAUACAGCUGCAAUUCACAAGGCGGUUAGAGAAACGUCAGAACAUGCUCCUCGUGCCAGUAUAUCUUCGAUAAGUGGUGCAAACGUUGGGCCUCUGGAUGACACAACUGUUCUUCAUCUCGCCAUUCAAUGCGCUGAAUUUGAGGUGGUCGAAUACGUCCUGUCUGAUGGUUCCGGAUAUAUUGAUAUCAACGCCCGGGAUAAGGAUGGAAAUGUACCUCUGCAUAUUGCUGCCUCUCAAGGACGUGCUCCUGUUGUUCGCUUGCUACUAGAGCAAAAGGAUAUUAAUGAUGCUAUUGCAAAUAACCAGGGAAAGCUUCCUCUAGAUGUGGCUCGAAAUCCAGAGAUCUUUCAACAGCUCCAGCUCGCGAGAACCUUAUUCGUUCAGGAUAAAGUCAAGGAAGUUCAAGACCUUGUACGAAAUGGUGCCUACGACACGUUGGGCCAAAUCCUCGAAGAACCCCGAGUCAAGACGAUCCUAGAUAUCAAUAGCAUUGAAUUACCUUGUGAUCCAGUGACGGUUCAAGCAGGGGGGACACUACUACAUGAAGCCGCUCGCAAGAAGGAUACGAAAUUGAUCCAAGCCCUUCUGCUUCAUGGCGCCGACCCUUUCCAGCGGGAUCGCAAAGGCAAGCUUCCUCAGCAAGUCACCAACGAUGAUAUAACACGGACGAUGCUCAAACGAUCACCUGCUGCGGUAGCUGCCCAACGGGGCAUUCAAGAGAAAGCAGUGCUUGGACAUGCGACUUCACAAAACGGACCCGGAUCAGCUGCUACUGGGGAUCUAAGUAGUCGCGAGCCUCAGAUGAAAGGUUAUCUCAAGAAAUGGACAAACUACCGCAAAGGUUACCAACUUCGUUGGUUCGUUCUUGAAAAUGGCGUCCUCAGCUAUUACAAGCAUCAAGACGACGCGGAGAAUGCGUGCCGUGGUGCCAUCAGUAUGCGCAUUGCCAGACUAUACAUGAGCCCAGAGGAGAAGACCAAAUUUGAGAUUAUAGGAAAAUCCUCGGUCAAGUACACUUUAAAGGCUAACCAUGAGGUCGAAGCCAAACGGUGGUUUUGGGCCCUAAACAACGCAAUUCAGUGGAUGAAGGACCAGGCGAAACAAGAGGAGAAGCAGAAGGCGCAGAGUGCUGAGAUGCUACGACAAGCUCGAGACAGCCUCUAUAAACCAGCAGAGCCUUCUAUAGCCGAUUCCCACAGCGACGUCGGAAGUAACGUGGAAGCGAGAAAUAGUGUUCAGCUUUCCCGUUUUCCUUCUACCAGGUCACCUGCUCCACGCGUCGGUGUAUCUCGUGCUAGUACCACGGGUAGUGUAGACGACGAGUUUGCCGAAGCAGGGUCGCCUGAUGAGAGGGGACAUGACAAUAGAGAGCCCACAAUUGCCGGCGAGGUGGAUGACGACGACGACGACGAGUACAUAGAUCGAUCAAGCCGCGGCGAGUCAGCAACGGCAACUAAGGAUGCUUUCAAUAUUACAGCGCAGUCGGCAAGACUCCAGCUAGACACGCUAGCAUCAGUGAGUGCAGCAUUGCAGUCGGAGUCCCAUCGAAAUCCAGGCAUGUCCCUUACAGACCCGAAGAUCGCCCAAGCCCUCACAACGUAUGACGCAGCGAUUCGUAGCCUGAAGGGACUUAUGGGAGACCUUCUUAGGAUAUCGAAAGACCGUGAUGCGCAUUGGCAGUACCGCCUGGAGCAAGAAAUCGAGAUGCGACGAAUGUGGGAAGAAAGCAUGGCUAAGGUAGCGGCCGAGCAAGAAGUCUUGGAAGCGAGAGUCAGCGAAGCUGAAAUGAAGCGCAAGAUAGCCAAACGUGCUCUUCGUGAAGUCAUGGGGGGCGCCAGCGAGAGUCGGCCUUUGAGUAAAGACAGCUCUCAAUUGAUGCGUUCCGAGGCGCCCGAUGCAGCUGAAGAUGAUACUUCCGCAGCAGUAAUCCACUCGCCAUCGAUGAAGAGCAUUGGCCGCAGAUCAACUGCACGUUCACAUGCUCUCGAACUCUCUGACGAUUCCGAAUCGGAACAAGAGGAAUUUUUCGAUGCGGUUGACGCAGGAGAGGUCGAUGUUGAACCCAUGCCACCGUCUGAUGUUGUGCCAUCCACUGGCGCAGGGCAAGAUGUCGUAGUAUCAGGUGUGGACGUCAGUAGUGCCUUCAAAGGCUACGAGAAUGGCCUCAGAACGAAGCUGAAGUUAGACGAAGACAAUAGACCCAGGAUCGGGCUAUGGGGUAUUCUGAAAUCGAUGAUCGGCAAGGAUAUGACUAAGAUGACGCUCCCGGUAUCUUUCAACGAGCCAACAUCUCUUCUAUACCGAACCGGCGAAGAUAUGGAAUACGCAGACCUGUUAGACAUGGCAGCGGAUCGAUCAGACUCUAUUGAACGCAUGUUAUAUGUCGCUGCUUUCGCAUCUAGCGAGUUUGCUUCCACUAUUGGCCGCGUUGCCAAACCAUUCAAUCCUCUUCUAGGUGAGACGUUCGAGUACGCUAGGCCGGAUAAAGGCUAUCGUUUUUUUAUUGAACAAGUUAGCCAUCAUCCACCCAUUGGAGCUGCGUAUGCGGAGUCCGCAAAAUGGACGUACUGGGGUGAGGCCAAGGUCGACUCCAGGUUUUUGGGCAAGUCGUUUGAUAUUUACCACCUUGGCACUUGGUUCUUGAGAUUACGUCCUACUGCUGGGGGCAAGGAGGAUUUCUUCACCUGGAAAAAGCCUAAAUCACAGGUGGUUGGUAUUAUCACAGGCAAUCCCGUCGUGGACAACUACGGCCUUGUGGAGAUCAAGAACUGGACAACUGGAGAAACCUGCCUGCUUGACUUCAAGCAGCGAGGUUGGAAAGCUUCAAGUGCCUACCAGCUAUCAGGAAAGAUCCUCGAUGCCGAUGGCCGGCCGCGCAUGAGCUUGGGUGGCCGAUGGAAUUCCAAAAUCUACGCCCGGCUCACGCCCGGCUUCGAGGCCGCCGUCGAGGAGCCACAAGAUACCCGAGGAAGUAUCAGUGACCCCAGCAGAGCCUUCAUGGUGUGGGAAGCACACGCUCGACCCGAGGGCAUUCCAUUCAAUCUCACGCCUUUCGUGCUCACCUUUAACCAUCUAGACGAGAAACUGGAGAAAUGGAUUGCCCCAACCGACUCGAGGCGCCGUCCAGAUCAAAGGGCGAUGGAAGAUGGUGAGUAUGACCUCGCGGCAGCAGAGAAGAACCGGCUCGAGGAGGGGCAACGAGCUAGGCGAAAGGUACGCCAGCAGAGAGGCGAGGAAUUCGCGCCUGCGUGGUUCGAGAAGACAACAUGUGAAGUUACGGGAGUGGAAUACUGGAAGUUCAACGGCAAGUACUGGAUACAACGAGAGAAGUAUGGCGAGGGAGACGAACACGCAUGGGAUGGUCUAGAGCCAAUCUAUUCUGAUUGAAUGAACCCCUGACAACCUGGAAGGCACCAUGUGUGCCGCAUAGAAAGAUAAGGACCUAUGAGAUGAUCACAUGGGGAAUUGCCCACUCUAUUCUAAUAGAGUAGGUUUAAUGAAGUCGGUCUCCUAUCCUAAUUGAACACGAUGUUUACGAUGUAACUAUUCCACCUAUUCCACCUAAUCACAGGCUAACAAUCCUAAUUCGCAUGUGCGUAUUAUUAUAAA
Molecule: messenger RNA, 4556 nt
Organism: Hypoxylon fragiforme
Lineage: Eukaryota; Fungi; Ascomycota; Sordariomycetes; Xylariales; Hypoxylaceae
Product: oxysterol binding protein
Exons: 4
Coding region: 582-4334 (1250 amino acids)
Biological process (GO): endocytosis; piecemeal microautophagy of the nucleus; exocytosis
Cellular component (GO): cytosol; intracellular membrane-bounded organelle; nuclear envelope
Molecular function (GO): sterol binding; protein binding
Source: RefSeq, a predicted model, not a curated record